Messenger RNA from Cebus imitator (Panamanian white-faced capuchin), 1015 nucleotides. It is a transcript of the gene ETFBKMT, whose product is annotated as electron transfer flavoprotein subunit beta lysine methyltransferase. The transcript has 3 exons. The coding region runs from base 114 to 902 and encodes 262 amino acids. The record is from RefSeq and is a predicted model, not a curated record. Gene Ontology annotation, molecular function: protein-lysine N-methyltransferase activity. Lineage: Eukaryota; Metazoa; Chordata; Mammalia; Primates; Cebidae. Gene Ontology annotation, cellular component: mitochondrial matrix. Gene Ontology annotation, biological process: peptidyl-lysine trimethylation.
GAGCAAGAGAUUCCACUUGAGAUCAGGGUGGGAGACAGACCCUUGUUCAUUCUCCAUGAGGAGCAGCCAUUAUCAACAGAACAUUGACGGAACCUCGUUUGGGAAAAGGACUGAUGGCUCUGAGUCUAGGUUGGAAAGCACCCAGGAGCUGCUGUGGGCUCCUCCUGCAGACUGUGCGAAGCAGUGGUCUUCUUUUGUUUCCUUGUGGCUGGUGUCCCUGGAGAGGAGCUGGAAGCUUUUUGGACCCUGAAAAAAAGGCUUUCCUGGAGGAGAACACUGAAGUCACCAGCAGUGGCAGCCUCACCCCUGAAAUCCAGUUGCGGCUUUUGACCCCCAGAUGCAAAUUCUGGUGGGAGAGAGCUGACCUGUGGCCCCACAGUGAUCCUUACUGGGCAGUCUACUGGCCAGGAGGCCAAGCCCUGUCUAGGUAUCUUUUGGAUAAUCCUGAUAUUGUCAGAGGAAAAUCUGUAUUAGAUCUUGGGAGUGGAUGUGGAGCUACAGCUAUUGCUGCGAAGAUGAGUGGGGCAUCAAGGAUCUUGGCCAAUGACAUAGACCCUAUUGCAGGAAUGGCUAUUACACUAAAUUGUGAAUUGAACCAACUGAAUCCUUUUCCUAUUUUAAUCCAAAACAUUUUGAAUUUGGAACAAGAUAAGUGGGACCUCAUUGUUCUUGGCGAUAUGUUUUAUGAUGAAAACCUUGCAGAUAGUCUUCAUCAGUGGCUGAAGAAUUGCUUCUGGACCUAUGGAACUCGAAUACUGAUUGGUGACCCUGGGCGGCCCCAAUUCAGUGGACACAGCAUUCAGCACCACCUGCACAAAGUGGUAGAAUAUUCACUUCCCGAGCCUACGAGGCAGGAAAACAAUGGACUGACAACAAGCACAGUGUGGGAUUUUCAGCCUUGAGUUGUCGAAGUGCUCCCAAGUAUGAAUAUAGUAAUGUUUGGAUUUGACCUAAAAGUUUUCUCUAUAGGAGAUACUCUCCAGUUUAAUGAAUGUAAUUCUUGUUAAAUGGCAAA